UCCGUCAUCAGUAGCGUGCAUCUACUGUUGAGAUACUGCAAAUCAAUUUUGUAAUUUUCAGAGCUCUUUGUAACAUUUUUCACAUAUCGAAACGUGGUACUUUCUAUAUUUAACUGAUAAAGUAGCCUUCCAAUAUUGUAAAAUCGACUAACUUUAUUAAUGUUGCGUAACCCACUCGGGAAUGGAAACGUAGCCAUUUUAUAUGCGGUAGUAGGUCAACGUUAGCUGUUAGCCUGGUUAGCCUCUUGGAGCCCGGCCGGCUGAAUGUGAGCACAAAGGCCACAUACACUUUUAUUUUAACAAUGUAUCCCUCUUGGGGGAAUUAUGGCGGAUCUCAGUCACAAAACCAUGGAGGAUCCGGAGCCCGCAAGCCUCCUGCUGGCGGCCACCCCGGACAGUCACAGGGGUUCGGCAACUUCGAGGCCUCAUCCGGCGGCUCGUUGUUCUCCAGCCUUCAGGAGCAGCACCUCCAGCAGAUGCAGCAGCUGCAGAUGCUCCACCAAAAACAGCUUCAGUCGGUGUUGCAUCACGGGAACAAUACAAACUCGUACGGUGGUGGACACCCGGGUGGGUUUUCUGGUUCAUCGUGGCAUCCAGAAGGAUCGGGAUUUUCAGACACCGGUACUGAAACUCAGUCAUUCUUUAAACAAGGAGACCCUCCUUCUCAGCCGAUACGAGGACCAUCUGCUCAUCAGCAGGAUCACCCACAGCCUCCUCUGCCUCCAGAGUCCCAGCCUGAGCCUCCCCCUCCGGAACCCUCAUCAGCAAAACCACUGGAGAGCAACGGUGCUCCCAAAGCCAAACAGGACAACAACGGCUCAUCCAAGACAGAAGACGAAACAUCUCUACCUUUGCAGGAGCAACAGCAACUUUGGUAUAAACAGCAUCUAGAGAAUCUACAGAAGCUGAAGCAAGAAAAAGCCAAACAGAGUCAGAAUCAGAAAGAUAGUGAUGGACCUGCGACAGGGCCACUCAAGGGCAAAGGACUUCCUCCACCACCAUCAGAACCAAGAAAAGGUGCACCUCCUCCACCUCCACCCAAAGAGGAACCUCCAGCACCACCGCCACCACCUGUGGAGAGUGAAAAUGUAGGAAAAUCCCCUACAUUUACAGAGACACCCGAGGCUCCUCAAGAUCCAGAGGAGGCAGCCCGUCUCCAGCAGUUGCAGGCUGCAGCAGCACAGUGGCAGCAGGUACAGCAGCAGAGGGCAGGUUUACAAUAUCAGGCCCUGAUGCAGCAGCAUGAAAAGCUUCAGAACAUCCUGGAACAGUAUCAGCAGUUGAUUCCGCAGCCUCCAAACCUACACUCAAUGUCUGCUGAAAUGCAACUGAGGCACUAUGAAAUGCAACAGCAACAAUUCACGCCUUUAUUCCAAGACUGGGAUCGUUCUUUCGGUCUCUGGUAUGAACAGUUCCAAACCUAUCCCCACAAGGACCAGCUGCAGGACUAUGAGCACCAGUGGAAGCAGUGGCAGGAGCAGAUGAAUGCCACAAAUGCCCACCUUCAAGAGCGGGUGGCCACCCUCACUGCUAUGGUGCCAUUUGCCACAAAUCAGUAUAACAGUGGGAUGAUAGGACAAUAUGGACAUUACCCUGGGCAAGAUAUUCAAAUACAGCAGUCGGUAAAGACAGGUAUUGAGCAUCCCCCCGCUGCUAUUGCCCCUGGAUCCCAAGGCCCACCACCUACUGUCUUGGGGCCACAUUCAGAUUCACCUGCUGGAACCCCUGUGAGAGGCGCUGGUCCUGGCAUGGGAUCCAGACCGCUAGGUCCCCCUGUUCAACCACCAAACUUACAUGGCAUUAGAGGUCCACGAGCUAACAAUCCUAGGUUUGACCAGACACAGCAAGAUACUCCUCCAAGAUUUGACCAUCCACAGCAUCGCUUUGAUGGGCCCCCGAGGUUUGACUCUCCACAGCAGCGAUUUGAUGGGCCUCCAAGAUUUGACCCACCAUGGCAGCGUUUUGAUGCCCCUCCUAGGUUUGACCAACCUCGACAGCGUUUCGAUGGACCACCAAGAUUUGACCAACCACGGCAGCGUUUUGAUGGUCCACCUAGAUUUGAUCAACCGCUCAGAGGAAACCAACCUCGAUUUGGCCAACAGUCUAGGUUUGAACUCCCAAGGCUCCCUGGCCCCCCGCCUCGAUUUGAACGUCCUCCUGCGCCACAGCAAAAAGAACAGCAAGGUCCUCCAUCUAAGGCAGAACCAGCCACUAAACAACCUGCUAAUAUUGAUUCCAAGACUCUGGGAAAAUCUCUUGGGCUUCCUGAUAAAGAAAAAUGUUUAUCAGAAUCUGCUGAUCAUCCUGAUGAUAUGACAGAUGAUAACUUGCUCAGCAAUGAUGGCUUUUUUGUACAAAGUGAUCCUAUUCCACAGACAAUGGCAACAAGCACUGAUGCUGAAAAAUCAACUCAUAAUAUUGCUUCUGAUAACAGUGACAAAUCUAAACCUGCUGACAACAAAACCUUGCAAGUCCCCUUAAACAAACCCACUACUGUACCUUCAUGUGUAGUACCAAAAAAUACUGUUCCACAAAUUCCCCCUAAGAAAGAUGGACUAUUGAUAAACAAACCCCCAGUCCAACAAGAUUCACAAGCCACUGGCCAAAUGCAGUCAAGAUCAGAGCUCCCAAGGCCUCCCCCUGGCAGGGGACGAGGUCAGCCACCAGUACCUGUUCAAGCACGUGGGCGUGGGCAGAGGGGCCGUGGCGGAAUUUUUACGGGACCAAACAGUAUACCACUUGGGGGGGAGAUGGGGGAAACGACUUAUGAAUAUGGGCCACCUGAAGAGGACCUAGGAAUGUCAGAAGAGCAGGACGAGUAUAACUGGCAAGACCCUGCAUAUGAGGAGUUUGGUGAGGAUUCAGAGGCACCGCCUGAAGAAAUGUGGGUACCAGAUGAACAUUACUACCCAAAAGAUGAAGAUUAUUAUGAAGAGCCAGUAGGUGGACCUCCCAUAGGAAGAGGAGGCCACCCAAUGAUGAGGGGCAGACCACCUUUUGUAAGAGGAGGCCCCACCAUGGGUAGAGGCGGCCCACCUAUGGGAAGAGGAGGACCACCGAUGGGAAGGGGGGGUCCACCUAUGGGUAGAGGAGGUCCACCUGUGGGUAGGGGUGGCCCACCUAUGAUCAGAGGAGGCCCACCUAUGGGUAGAGGGGGACCACCUAUGGGUAGAGGAGGUCCCCCCAUGGGUAGAGGUGGUCCCCCCAUGGGUAGGGGAGAGCCAAUAGACAGGCAAUGGGAGGACCCAGAGUCAACAGAGUACCCAGAGGAAGGGGAUGACUGGGAAGAAAGGAGGCCUCCAAUGAGGCCUCCAAUGAGAGGCAUGCGACCCCCAUUUCCACCUGGCCGGGGCCGUCCACCUCGUGGUCACCCUCCUUUCAUGCACCCGGGAAGAGGACGUCCCCCUCAUCCAGCACAUAGACCAAUAGAUCACAAACUAUUAGGCCAUGGAAUGGAUCCUGAAGAUACUGAAAUGGAUUCAAGACACCCCAUGUAUCAUGAUCCUCACAGCCAUCCCAUGCAUCCUGAAGCAGGAAGAGGUAGGCCUCGUGGACCACCACUACCACCACCCCACGAAAUGAGGGAUCCUUCAAGAGAGCCAGUGUAUGAUGAAGAAAUGGAGGGAGAAUUAAGCUGGAAGCCACCAUAUGGUAGAGGCCGUCCUAUGGCUCCACAUGAGAUAAUUGAUAGGGGAGGAAUGAGGAGGAGACCUAUGGGUCGAGGCAUGGCCAGGGGCAUGUGGCGACCAGGUCCUAGUCCUCAUGAGGACUUUGAAGAGGGUUAUCAUGAGGGUUAUGUUGAGGAUUAUGGUCAUGGAGAAGACGGUUAUCGCUGGAGACCACCACAGGACUAUCCUCCAGAUGACUAUCGACCUGAGGAUGAAUAUCGUGAGUCUGAGUGGGAUAGGGACCGUCCGCUACCUGAAAGGAGUUAUCCUCCUCGUAUGCAACCACCAGAGUCCUAUAGAGAGGACAGAGAUCGCUGGGCAGAGGAAAGGGAAAGAGAAAGGGAAAGGGAGAGGGGGCACCCGUAUUCAUAUGAUGAGCAUGACAGGGCUAGGGGGGAGCUUAGAGUCCGGGAGUACAGGGACGAGCCAUCGUAUCGACAGGAAGAACCACCAUACCCACCACCACCCUCUUCAGAAUGGGACCGUUCUUCAAGACUUCCUCCACCAUCAGAGAGUGGAUAUACUCCAGACUAUGAUGAUCAUAGACUUCGCUAUAAGGACCACAGAGAGGAGUCUGCUAUGAAUAUACCUCCUCUUCCUGCUGCACCUGUGUCAAACUUGCCAGAGAGUUCAGGUGAAUCAGCACCACAAGGAUCAGGUGUACUCGCCCUGUCCCAGCGACAACAUGAAAUAAUCUUGAAAGCUGCUCAAGAGCUGAAAUUGAUAAGGGAAAUGCAGGAGGGCAAGACCUCUGGUAGUGAACCUCAGCCUGCACCUGCUGAAGUCAUACCUGAGCUUCCUGCUGGACUCCUUGGUUUGGAGAUCCCACCAGAUGUCAGAAAUGUCCUGAAGGGCAUGUCUGCAUCAGCACAGGCAGCUAUAAAUGAAACUGUGUCCUGGGAUACCAAACCUGCUGCUACAGAUUACCAGCCUUCACACCCACCUGCAGCUACACCUGCACUAAUUCCAAAGACUGUGGAUUAUGGACACGGACAUGAGCCUGGUGCUACCGUUGAGCGAAUCUCUUAUGGGGAGAGAAUUGUGUUGAGGCCUGACCCGAUGCCAGCUGACAGGGGAUAUGAAAAAGAACUCCUUGGUCCCAGAGAUCCUUAUAGUAGAGACCCAUUUUACGACAGACGACCAGACCCUUACCUGGACCGCCGGGAAUACAGUAGAGAAAGAGAAUCAUACAGAGAAAAGCUUCCACCUGAAUAUGAAAGAGAGAGAUUUGAGAGAGAACGCUUCCCCCCAAGAGAUGACAACACACAGUCCAUGAUUGAAGAAAGGUCUCUGCCACCACCUGUUCGCCCAGGAUAUAGGGAAAGAGAACGGGAUGUUCGAGAGAGAGACCGCAGCGGCAGCCGUGAUCGAGAUGACCAUUAUGGAAGAUCAUAUGAUAGACCCCUCUACGAACGUGCUGGUCUUGACCGUGGUGUACCUGAGCGUUACGCUCAUGGCUCCUCUCCUUAUGUGGACAGGCGAAGUUAUCCAGAUGAUCGAGGGCCUCCUGCUAUGCCAACCCUCCCACCCCCCCCUCAGCCACCCCCACGAGUUGAGAAGAAACCAGAAAUUAAGAACAUCGACGACAUCCUCAAACCACCCGGCAGAUUAUCUCGGCCUGAGAGAAUUGUCAUCAUAAUGAGAGGGCUCCCAGGAAGUGGAAAAAGCCAUGUUGCAAAGCUCAUACGGGACAAGGAAGUUGACUGUGGCGGUGCCCCACCAAGAGUCCUUGUUUUGGAUGAUUAUUUCAUGACAGAAGUUGAAAAAACAGAGAAAGACCCAGACACAGGCAAGAGGGUCAAAACAAAGGUUCUUGAGUAUGAGUAUGAGCCAGAGAUGGAGGACACUUACCGGAGCAGCAUGCUGAAAACUUUCAAGAAAACUCUAGACGAUGGCUUUUUCCCCUUCAUAAUUUUAGACACUAUUAAUGACAGGGUUAAACAGUUUGAUCAGUUCUGGAGUGCUGCAAAGACUAAAGGCUUUGAGGUGUAUCUUGCUGAAAUUACAGCAGACAGUCAGACUUGUGCAAAGAGGAAUGUCCAUGGGCGUACACUUAAAGAUAUAAUGAAGAUGUCCAACAACUGGGAACCCUCUCCACGUCACAUGGUGCGCUUAGAUGUCCGCUCCCUGCUUCAGGAUGCUGCUAUAGAAGAGGUUGAAAUGGAGGACUUUAAUCCUGAUGACGAGCCUCAGGAACCCAAGAGAGAAGAGGAAGAAGAGGGUGAUAUGGGCUACAUACCCAAGAGCAAAUGGGAGAUGGACACGUCUGAGGCAAAACUUGAUAGGCUGGAUGGUCUGGGCAGCGGCGGGAAGAGGAAACGUGACGGUGAAGACAUGGCAGGCAUCGAAGACUUUCUUCAGCUGCCAGAUGACUAUGCCACACGCAUGUCUCAACCGGGAAAGAAAAGGGUCCGAUGGGCCGAUCUUGAAGAGCAGAAGGACGCCGAUCGAAAGCGUGCUAUAGGCUUUGUGGUGGGUCAGACGGACUGGGAGAGAAUAACGGAUGAGAGCGGCCAGCUGGCCCAGAGAGCUCUCAACCGUACCAAGUAUUUCUAAGAAGAUAAUCUUGCUCCCUUUUUCCCCUUCAUUGAAAGGUGUCCAGAAUGUGAAAACACUGAAGUUAACUUGCAGUGAAACAUGAGUCUCAUCAAGGUGAUCAUCAGUAGAUAUCAAAUUCUUAGUUGUUUCAUCAUUAAGGAUACCAUAUAGUUAUCUUUUCUCAUUUUUAAACAGGCACUCUGGAUCUCACAGAUAAACUUGUAGGUCAUGGUUCUCUGUUUCUUCUGUUUAUGUAUUGGUAUUAAGUCAAGUUUUUUGCUGUUUUAUACUCUUCAUGCUUAUGUGCUGUAUUCCUGUAGCAUUGUUCUUGGAACAUGCAUACUCGAAUAAAGAUAAUAAAAAACCAAAAAAAAAAUCUACUUGGAUUGUC
Sphaeramia orbicularis (orbiculate cardinalfish) is the source of this 6597-nucleotide messenger RNA. It is a transcript of the gene ylpm1, whose product is annotated as YLP motif containing 1. Gene Ontology annotation, cellular component: nucleus. The coding region runs from base 303 to 6224 and encodes 1973 amino acids. The record is from RefSeq and is a predicted model, not a curated record. Gene Ontology annotation, biological process: regulation of telomere maintenance. The transcript has 23 exons. Lineage: Eukaryota; Metazoa; Chordata; Actinopteri; Kurtiformes; Apogonidae.